AUGCCGUAUGGCAUUUCCUACCUGUCUCCAAGGAAGAAAGCAGCUGAAGACGCGGAUCGCCUCCCGAGCGGAACCAGCAAGUUCACGCGAACGCCGCAGUUCUUGGCGCCCGCAGUCCGGCGGGACAGCUGUAAGAGACUGCUAUGCCAAAGAAGACAGGGCGGUGGAAUCAGCAGCCGGAUCCGCCGGCCACGUCGACGACUCUGGGCCAGAACGGGCGCCCCCAGUGCCAAGCGGACGCCUUCGCUGAUUCGCGAAGACUUCGCCGAACCCGAGAACCAACUUGGACCGCUAUGCGUGGCCGCUAUUCCGGCUUCGUCCGACGUGCAGGAAGACCGCGUGGAAGACCCGAAGAGCGGCAGAACAGGUCUUCCUGUGGACCAAGGUCGAGGCUCUGUCCACCACCGAAGGUCUGCCCAUCCCCGACCGACGACUGCUGCUGCCCACCGGGGUUCCGAAGCGUCGGCGUCGUCUAUCGGGGCUGUACACGUCCUCUACUCCCCCGGCAGGCCCUCUGGUUCAAGUGUAGCGACGGUCCUGAGCCGCCGCGACUCGUGCCUUCGGUUCCGGGUCCCAGAGGACGGCAGCGUGAGGAUGGAGACAAAUCGGACACUCUCCGCCUACACCGCCGCGACGUCUAGCCAUUCGGUGCAGCUGCAUCUGCCACCCAGCCACCUCGACGCAGACUGGCGUCGCGAAAGGACCAAUGUGAACGUGCAGCACCGUUUCUACGUGGCGCGUGGCGAAGUGGCGCAUCUGCGUCGGCGGCUGGACUGACACUAUAGUGGUCGGGGCUGAGGCCAUGCACACCUCACCGUGGUCCAUGAAGCCGAGACAUGGACAGCAUGCCGUCCCCGUGAGGGUCGGAAGGCUCGCGUAUCGGCAUCGGGAAAGACGCCUGCCGAUGCUUUCCCGGCGUUCUCGCCAUCAAAGGCGAAAGGGAGUGUCGCCUUUAGGCCACCGAGGCGCCACAAGAAAAAGAUGUGGACACUACGUAAAAUAUGCGCCUUCCUAUUGCUCAAUUAGAUCAAGAGCAUUCGUUCAUGUUUUAAUGUAUCUUUGUUAAUAAUUAAAUGUUUCA
Molecule: messenger RNA, 1081 nt
Organism: Rhipicephalus sanguineus (brown dog tick)
Lineage: Eukaryota; Metazoa; Arthropoda; Arachnida; Ixodida; Ixodidae
Exons: 3
Coding region: 1-777 (258 amino acids)
Source: RefSeq, a predicted model, not a curated record